AUGGCUGGCCCUUCCCCUGACAUGCCAUCCUACCCCUUGCCUGCAUCCGGCGGCCAUGGCGUGGUACCCCCCGAAGCCUCGGUCAUGAAACUGACCAGAGGCCACUCAUGCGUUCUCUGUCAACAACGUAAAGUACGCUGCGACAAGAACAAGCCUUGUGCCAACUGUGUCAAGGCUGGCGUCGAUUGCAAGGUCGUCCCUCCUCAGCCCCCUCGCCGGCGCAAGAAAAAGCCACAGGAGAGGGAGCUCGUCGACCGCCUCAGGAAGUAUGAGGCCCUGCUCUCCCAACACGGCGUCGACUUCGAGCCGAUUGGUCAGCAUCUCAGGUCCUCCGACAUAGCCACUGAUGAGGUCGACGAGAUCGAGCACGGCAUCGAGGGCCUCAAGACAUCUCCUUCCUCGACGGGGCAAGAUGGUGUCUCUGGCGACAAGCCGCCUUUCAAGUGGUUUCCAUACUACAAAGAUCAGUUCAGAACACAAGAUGCCCAGUUCAGGGAUUCUUCAGAUGAUGGCUCUGAUGGUCCAAUGAUCCAUCAUGCUUUCGACAAGAUGUUUGACGGCCAGGAUGGCUUCCCUUUUGUGAUUGGAGGGUCAGAUUCGUCUGUCACCAACCUACACCCUUCUGGCGUUCAGAUCUUCCAGCUAUGGCAGAUCUACCUGGAGAACGUCAACCCGUUACUAAAAGUGACGCAUACACCUACCAUACAAGGCUCGUUGAUCGAGGCAGCUGCAAAUCCUGCGAAGAUCGCGAAGCCGCUCGAGGCCCUGAUGUUUAGCAUAUAUUUCAUCGCUGUCGUGUCUAUGACCGAAAGCGAAGUGCGAGAGACGUUCCAAGAGGACAAGAAUCGACUGUUGUCCAAAUAUCACCACGGUACUCAGCAAGCUCUUAUCAACGCCGGAUUCAUGCGGAGCCCGGAUCUUGUCGUCCUUCAAGCAUAUGUGAUGUAUUUGUUCCAUCUGGCCCCAUUCGAGGUCGAGCUCAGGCGUCGGCUCUGGUGGCAGCUUGUGGUCUUCGACAAAAGAAUCGCCGAGAUCACAGGGUCGACAAUCACCGCCUUGUCCGCCAGCAAAGGGGACUGCCAAUGGCCCCUGAAUAUAAAUGACACAGAUCUGCACGUUCAUGCCAAGGAUCGAAUUGCACCGUACCGUGGGCCUACGGAGAUGUUGUUCUGCCUCACGAGGUUCGAAUUAACAGCUGCUGCAGACAUCGACGGCGUCCGACCGGUACCGAAUCUUGGGGCGACCGGCGGCAAACCGAAGUUCCAGUACAGUGCGUCUCCAAAUUCGUCCGACGUAGUAACGAACGCCGCCAAUCACAACCUUCCCAUGGCAGACUUGGACAGCUACGUGACCUACUUUGAGGAAAAGUACCUGAAGCAUUGCGAUCCAAAGGUCCCCCUACACCUCUUCACCCUGUUGAUGACCCGGCAAUCUCUAUCCAAGCUCCGCAUCAUCGACUACUUGUGUCGCGGGCAUAUACAACAACACCCAGACCCCAAAACCGUACCAGCAGGCCCUGAGCGCGCACUCCGCGAAUCCAUGUUCGAGGAGGGAGUGCGUGUGCUCGAGUACGAUAUCAUGAUCCAGGGGCACGAGUCACUCCAGGGCUUCAGGUGGUUUACGUUCAUGCACUUCCCCUUGCCAGCUUACAUGUAUCUGGUCGGCGAGCUGAGGUACAUAACCAGCGGCGAGAUGUGCGAGCGAGCGUGGGCGGCCAUACUCGAGGACCACGAGAAGAGAGGAAUGGUCAAUAACUUGAGAAGCCCGAUGCACACAGCUAUGGGUGGUAUAAUGCUCAAGGCAUGGGAUGCUUACGAAGCAGCGAAGAAGCAGAUGGGGAAGCCCAUAUCACAGCAGCCGAAGCUCAUCGGGAUUCUCAGAGACCGGGCGAAGUCGAUGAACGCGAGCAGCAAAGAUGCCUCGUCUUCCUCACAGCAUUCAGGACCAGAGUCAAGUAGCAGGGUCAGCGUCAGUGCAUCAAGCGGCCAGGGUAGUUACGGUGCUCAGCAGCAGCAGCAGCAGCAACAACAACAGCAACAACAACAGCAACAAUCACAGCAGCAGCAGCAGCAGCGACAACAACAGCAACCAGACAUGAACAUGCACAGCGCAGGGAGUUCACCACCCAUUGCGUCUGUGUCUGCACCUGCCGCGGGCGGGAUGGGGUCUAUGGGCGGCGGGAUGUUCGCGGGCGGCGGCUUCGAGGGGAUCAAUCCGCACAUGUUCAACUCCGGAGUCAUGCCCAGCGACAUGGAUUUCGGGGCCAUGGAUUGGAGCUCAGUAUCCGCAUGGGGAGGAGCCUUUGCUACGUAUGACCCAUUUCUCACAGCCGGGAAUGUCUGCGCCAUAGACUAG
Messenger RNA from Diaporthe citri, 2355 nucleotides. RefSeq lists its product as uncharacterized. NCBI's taxonomy places the organism in Eukaryota, Fungi, Ascomycota, Sordariomycetes, Diaporthales, Diaporthaceae. The transcript has 4 exons. Bases 1 to 2355 code for a protein of 784 amino acids. Gene Ontology annotation, molecular function: DNA-binding transcription factor activity, RNA polymerase II-specific; zinc ion binding. Gene Ontology annotation, biological process: regulation of DNA-templated transcription. The record is from RefSeq and is a predicted model, not a curated record.